Onychomys torridus (southern grasshopper mouse) is the source of this 3479-nucleotide messenger RNA. RefSeq names its product O-sialoglycoprotein endopeptidase like 1 (gene Osgepl1). NCBI's taxonomy places the organism in Eukaryota, Metazoa, Chordata, Mammalia, Rodentia, Cricetidae. The transcript is spliced from 8 exons. Gene Ontology annotation, biological process: tRNA threonylcarbamoyladenosine modification. The coding region runs from base 2179 to 3423 and encodes 414 amino acids. The record is from RefSeq and is a predicted model, not a curated record. Gene Ontology annotation, cellular component: mitochondrion.
AAUGAGACCAGACUGACAGUACUGCCUUGAGUAAAAGGAUUUUCCUUUCACAUCAAAGAUGGUACUUCUUAGUAACAAAAACUGGAAAGGAGAAAAGCCAUAGAUUGCAUGACAAAUUUACGAAAGGUAGAAGACUCAAGUGGGAAGUUUUCUACUGCUUUCAUCUUCUUCAUAUAAUCUGGAUUUGACCUUGAUUGUGAUUUGUUCAACACAAAUUGAGAGACCAGAAGACUCAACUAUCAGCAUCGUUACAUUUUCCCUAAGUUAAUACAUUAUUAAUACUAAUGGCUUUUAAACAGUAGUUCCCUAGCAGUUUGUGAUGUGUGACUCAGUAACCCAGGGUGCAGUCACUUCCAAGCGAAGGCUUGUAAAGGAAUCAGAUGAUCCUGCCAGGCUAUGGCUGUAUCUGUGGCACAUCACUCAGCCUUCUCUAAGUUACUCUAUACUUAACUCUGCGUUUCCAUUUCACUACUUUUCUAUUGCCUGUUACCUGUCUUUUGCAGGUGGUUCUUAAGUUUUUAGCUCUCACAACUAAGAAAGUACCUCUCACAAAGGAAAAGUAACGAUGAGUGUGUGAUAAAGUGAAAUCCAGGCAGAUUUACAAGAGUGGGUGUUUGUAGUCACAACUACUAGGAAGGCUGAAGAAAGAAUUGCUUAAGUCCAGGGGUUAAGGGCCAGCUUGAACAACACAGCAAGAACCUAAAUCAUUUACGUAUGUGUAAUAUUUCAUAUAUGUGCACACUUCUUAGUGGAACACACUUAAGGAAUAAGUACUGCAAGAAUCUUCCUGUUAAAUUCAUCUGAAGGUUACAAAUGAGUUUGUAUUUUGGCAUUUAAGCAAAAAGGGUCCAGAAUUAAAGUUGCCCUAGUCCAAUUCUAAUGUUAGUCUGCCGUACUUACUCUGUGACUUUCAGAUCAUCCAUUUUUGUAGCCCAAUUACCUGUAAAAUGAGAACAUUAAGCACAGUACCUCAUGAAUGUCCUGAGCAUUAAUAGUAGGCUGGCACAAAAAUGUUACCUUAUUGUUACACACCAAAGAAAAACGUCUCAAUUUUAAAAAAUGAGCUCAAUAUUGUAAUUAUGAAUUUGUUUGUACCUGCUCCUAUGAUAUAAUCAGUUGGUCUGUGAUAAGAUUUCUCUCUCUCUCUCUCUCUCUCUCUCUCUCUCUCUCUCUCUCUCUCUCUCUCUUUUUACUCAGACCUUCACACUCUUCAAGGCAAAGGUGUGUAUGCUGGCACUUCCCAACCUUGCAUUGUAAAGCUUAAUUCACAAACCACGUCCACAAAAAUUAGUACAUGCUACACAGAAGGUUGAGUACAUAGUGAUAUGGGGCUAUAGAAUGCAACACAAUAUAUAUUUUUUAAUGUUUAUAACUUAUUUGGCUGACUGUGAUAACAGAAUGAGCCAGCCACAGGUGUUUUUCUUGGAAUGGAAAGUGGGAGCCAAGGUUUAGACGACGGCCACAAACACUUCCAUCCCCUGGGAAUCCAGUGCUGAUUCUGCUGGUGUUCUGACUUCUGAUGAAAAUACUCCUUCCCCACGAAAGUGGAAGGUUUCUCCGGUCACUACCUGUACGUCUGGUGACAUUUUCCCUAAAAUGGGACGACUACGUACGCUAUCCUUUUUCUCACGGUGGCAGCAAAAGGAAAGGCAGGACUCUUUCCUAAAAUGUAGCAUCGCGUGGGCGCAGUGCAAUCAGAACUGAAUUCGGACCCCUCUUCAUAAGCCGCUCUCAGUGUGACCUGUAGAAGUCUUGGUGCUCGCAAACCUGGCAAGAACGCCGGAGGGCAAGCUGGAAGGCUCAAGAGGUCCUUCAGCAUUUCUUCCCCAAGCGGCUCUCCAGCCUUAGGAAACACCAAGGCCGGACAACCGUGUCGCUGCCUGGUGGCGUCACUUCCGGGUGCCGGUGCUCCGAGCAUACGCCCGCAGUUUCCCAAGGUGGAUGGUAUUGCACAGGUCUUGCCUUGGAGGCUUUUUUAAAAAGUAGAGCUAGUCGGAGCUCCUCUCCAGUUCCCCGCCGACAGAGACUCCGUAGCUCCUGAGCCAGCUGUUUCCAGCUGUGCUGCCCAAAUUGAGGAAAGCUAAUUCGUCUGGUGUGGUGUGGGAGCUCACGACUCGAAUCUGCGAAUAGUUCACUCCAUCCUGGUCCCCUGAAGGAAUCAUUUGUAGAGCAGAAAGUAUGCUAAUAUUAAGUAAGACAGCAGGAGUUUUUUCCAAACCACCAAAGAGUAACAUUUAUGGACUUUUAAGAAGUUUUAGUGUUUGCCCUGGAAGACUUUUUUGUCAUAAACUGGUACUGGGAAUUGAAACCAGCUGUGAUGAUACAGCAGCUGCUGUAGUGGAUGAAGCUGGACAUGUGUUGGGAGAAGCGAUGUAUUCCCAGACCGAGGUUCACUUAAAAACAGGUGGGAUCGUUCCUCCAGUAGCUCAACAGCUUCACAGAGAAAAUAUUCACCGAAUAGUAGAAGAAACUCUUUCUGCCAGUAGAAUCUCUCCACAAGACCUCUCAGCGAUUGCAACUACCGUCAAACCAGGACUGGCCCUAAGCUUGGGCGUAGGCUUAUCAUUUAGCUUACAGCUAGUAAAUCGGUUUAAAAAGCCCUUCAUUCCGAUUCAUCAUAUGGAGGCUCAUGCACUUACUAUUAGGCUAACCAAUAAAGUAGGAUUUCCUUUUUUAGUUCUUUUGAUUUCUGGAGGUCACUGUCUGUUGGCAUUAGUCCGAGGUGUGUCAGAUUUUCUGCUUCUCGGGAAGUCUUUGGACAUAGCGCCAGGUGACAUGCUUGACAAGGUGGCAAGAAGACUUUCUUUAAUCAAACAUCCAGAAUAUUCUACGAUGAGUGGUGGGAAGGCUAUAGAACAUUUGGCCAAACAAGGAAAUAGAUUCCAUUUUACUAUCAAUCCUCCCAUGCAGAAUGCUAAAAAUUGCGAUUUUUCUUUUACGGGACUUCAGCAUGUUAUCGAUAAGCUAAUAACAUGCAAGGAGAAAGAAGAAGGCAUUGAGAAGGGGCAAAUCCUGUCUUCAGCUGCAGACAUCGCUGCUGCGGUGCAGUAUACUACAGCACGCCACCUUGCGAUGAGAACACAUCGUGCUAUUCUGUUUUGCAAGCAAAAGGAUCUGUUAUCUCCAGCUAACGCAGUAUUAGUUGUAUCUGGAGGUGUUGCAAGUAACUUGUAUAUUCGAAGAGCGUUGGAAAUUGUAGCAGAUGCAACACAAUGCACUUUGUUGUGUCCUCCGCCAAGACUGUGCACUGAUAAUGGCAUUAUGAUUGCAUGGAAUGGCAUUGAAAGAUUACGUGCUGGCUUGGGCAUUUUACAUGAUGUAGAAGACAUCCGAUAUGAACCAAAAUGUCCUCUUGGAGUAGACAUAUCCAAAGAAGUUGCAGAAGCUGCCAUAAAAGUGCCACGAUUAAAAAUGACAAUUUGAUUGGUGAUUAUCAAAGGUCUCUACAGAGGACCCCAGCAUCCACAUGGCAGCUCCCA